AUGGGUGGACUUGCUCCGAUGAACAUAAUAACAGACCAGGAUUUUAGCAUGCGUGCAGGCAUAGAGGAGGUCUUUCCGUUGGCAGUGCAUAGGCACUGCAGGUGGCACAUUAUAAAGAAGGUUGAGGAGACGCUAGGACCUUUCUUUGCUGACCGUCUAGAGCUGCACAAGGCAUUCGAGCUGUGCGUGGACCACAGCUUGACGGUGGAGGAGUUUGAAAGGAGCUGGAUGGCUAUGAUUGAAACAUAUCAAGUCCAAGACAACGAGACGCUUGCUAGCCUGUGGGAGAAGCGAAUGUACUGGGUGUCGGCCUACUUCAUGCAGUGCUUCUUCCCGUUUCUGCAGACUACGCAGUGCAGUGAGGGGUUCAAUGCUGUUUUGAAGCGGUACAUGAGCCCUGGCAACUCAUUGCUGCAGUUUGCCAAGCAAUACACCGCUUUGCAACAAAAAAUACUGGGAUCUGAGCUACAGCAAGAAGCAAACACCGCGCUCAAGCAGCCAAAAUUGCUAACGUAUUUACCGAUGGAGAGGCAGAUGAGCAAGAUAUACACCAACAAGAUUUUUAACAAGUAA
Molecule: messenger RNA, 573 nt
Organism: Aegilops tauschii subsp. strangulata
Lineage: Eukaryota; Viridiplantae; Streptophyta; Magnoliopsida; Poales; Poaceae
Product: protein FAR1-RELATED SEQUENCE 5-like
Biological process (GO): regulation of DNA-templated transcription
Source: RefSeq, a predicted model, not a curated record